This is a messenger RNA of Austrofundulus limnaeus, 2593 nucleotides long. It is a transcript of the gene ppp2r2ab, whose product is annotated as protein phosphatase 2, regulatory subunit B, alpha b. The record is from RefSeq and is a predicted model, not a curated record. Gene Ontology annotation, molecular function: protein phosphatase regulator activity; protein binding. Bases 287 to 1624 code for a protein of 445 amino acids. The transcript has 10 exons. Gene Ontology annotation, cellular component: protein phosphatase type 2A complex. Lineage: Eukaryota; Metazoa; Chordata; Actinopteri; Cyprinodontiformes; Rivulidae.
UGCGGAAAAGACUCUAGUGGGGUGGGGAAGAAGAAGGUGCGGGAUGUGAAGUUGCCGGCGGCAACAUCAGAUCCACGGAGAGAAAACAGCCGAAGGAAGAACGGGAAAUAAAAGCGUGGCGGCGUUUAAAUAUAUAUUUUUUAAGGUUCAGAGUUUUAGGUUUCAGCGCGCGCUGCCCGGCGGACACUGAGUGUGGGGAAUAAAAGUUCGGGUCCCACGAAGCAACGCGUGGGAGUGGAGCGCAGGAUCGUGACUGACUGAGGCAAGCUCCACUGUCUGUCUCRUCAUGGCAGGACCUGGAGGUGACAUGCAGUGGUGCUUCUCUCAGGUGAAAGGAGCCAUUGAUGAUGACGUAGCUGAAGCGGAUAUUAUCUCCACGGUUGAGUUCAAUCACACGGGAGAGCUGCUCGCCACCGGAGACAAAGGUGGGCGUGUGGUCAUCUUCCAACAAGAGAUAGAGAACAAGAAUCAGCCUCAGUUCCGGAGCGAGUACAACGUUUACAGCACCUUCCAGAGCCACGAGCCCGAGUUCGACUACUUGAAGAGUUUGGAAAUCGAAGAGAAGAUCAACAAGAUCCGCUGGCUCCCGCAGAAGAACGCCGCUCAGUUCCUGCUGUCYACAAACGAUAAGACAAUAAAAUUAUGGAAAAUCAGUGAGCGGGACAAAAGACCGGAGGGCUACAACCUGAAAGAGGACGAUGGACGAUACAAAGACCCCAACUCCAUCACAUCACUGCAGGUACCAGUUUUGAUCCCGAUGGACCUGAUGGUGGAGGCCAGUCCUCGGCGGGUGUUCGCCAACGCYCACACCUACCACAUCAACUCUGUGUCUGUGAACAGCGACAACGAGACCUACCUGUCUGCAGACGACCUCCGCGUCAACCUGUGGCACCUGGAGAUCACCGACCGCAGCUUCAACAUUGUCGACAUCAAACCGGCCAACAUGGAGGAGCUGACGGAGGUGAUCACGGCGUCGGAGUUUCACCCUCACCAGUGCAACACCUUGGUCUACAGCAGCAGCAAGGGAACCAUCCGGCUCUGCGACAUGAGGGCGUCUGCGCUCUGCGACAAACACUCCAAGUUGUUCGAGGAGCCGGAGAAUCCCAGCAACCGCUCCUUCUUCUCCGAGAUCAUAUCGUCCAUCUCGGACGUCAAGUUCAGUCACAACGGGCGCUACAUGAUGACCAGAGACUACUUGUCUGUGAAGAUCUGGGACCUGAACAUGGAGAACCGACCAGUGGAGACGUAUCAGGUUCACGAAUACCUGAGGAGCAAGCUGUGCUCGCUCUACGAGAACGACUGCAUCUUCGACAAGUUUGAAUGCUGCUGGAAUGGCAACGACAGCGUGGUGAUGACGGGCUCGUACAACAACUUCUUCCGGAUGUUCGACCGCGGCCACCGGCGGGACAUCACCCUGGAGGCGUCCCGCGAGAACAGCAAGCCCAUGCAGGUCCUGAAGCCCCGCAAGGUCUGCACCGGGGGCAAGCGCAAGAAGGACGAGAUCAGCGUGGACAGUUUGGACUUCAACAAGAAAAUCCUGCACACCGCCUGGCACCCCCAGGACAACAUCAUCGCCGUGGCGACCACCAACAACCUCUACAUAUUCCAGGACAAAGUGAACUAGCGGGACGAGCGCUGGCAUCGCUCCCCGUCGCUCUCCGGUCGGACCGGACCGGACCGGCUCCAGAUGUGGACAGAAGUCGUUUCUCGCCCAUCGUGGGUCUGUUGGAGGCGGAGCGACGUCUGCCUUUGUUGUUCCAGUGACGUGGUGCCAAUCCCCGUUUUGUCUCCUUUCUUUUAUAAUGUGGGUUUCGUUUCCUUAAAUUCUGACCACGUUUAUUUUUAUAUCGUCGCACCCUUAAACAGCUCGGUUGUAGAAAAUAACGUUUAGCCCCCUCCCCCCGUUUAUUGUCAUGUGCCAUUGUAGUGUUUAUUUUCUAAGUUUUUUUUUUUUAGUAAGUCAUCCAUCAGACUGUAGGUUGUUCCUUAUUCUUUGUUUAUUAAAACAUGCAUACUGAACAGUCAAGUAUGCUCGGUUGCUUUAUUUUUAUUUUUUACCCUCACAUUUUGACCUCCAGGAUUUUAAAUUCAGCGUAUUUUCAGCGAGGUGCCUCAGGCUCUAAAACAGAGCUUUUAUUUUAUUUUAUUUUAUUUUUUUAAUGAGACAUCUUUCUGCAUUGGUUCCUUUUUCUUUUUUUGUUGUAGUGUGCAAAAACAGUCAGGUAUGAGCGAUGUGAAGAUAUGAUUKUCAUAUUAAAAAAAGAAACCAGACGUGUUCCGUCCCAUUUUGUAAAACAAAGCUGGGCCUUUAAACGUACUCUUAAGUAUCGUCUCAUCGUUUUUGCUCGCCGCAGUAUUUCACAACAGGGAUUUGACACUGGACUUUAUUUGCACCUAAACAAAGUACUUGGAUGUCUUAGACUGCAGUUUAAAAAAUAAAAACAUACAUUAUUUGAGGCAUUGAAUAAUUUAUUUUAACUACUGCAGACGUUAAUGCUGCUUCAUGUCUACACGUAUUUAAAAUGUGGACUUUAAGCUGUUGAUGCCUCUAGUAAUGUAUAACUACAAGGAAAAAUAAAGGAACUAUUUUGCA